AUGCGGGACCGCAUCUGCGGUAGAGAGGGCACAGAAGCUGAAUGGGCUGGGGAGCCCCGGGACGUAGAAGCAGCAUUUGGUCUCGCACCUGCAGAACCGCAGAAGCAGUCAAUUACUUCUAAAUUGAAGCUCUAUGGAGAUACUAUCACUGAUUAUGACAUGCUUGAAAAAAUGUUUACAACGUUUCAUGCCUCCAAUAUGGUCGUGCAACAGCAGUACAGAGAGAAAGGUUUCAAGAAUCGUAGCCAUGGCUGUGGCCGUAGACAACGAAGAAAUUUUCCUGGUGUUAAUAAUCUCCCAAAGAUAAAUAACCACCAAAAGUGGAAAGGGAAAGAUGAGAAGCCAAAAGCAAAUGGUUCAGAAACUGAAUGUUAUGGUUGCGGUGGAAAAGGACAUUGGCCAAAUAUUUGUCGUAUACCAAGACAUUUGGUUGAGCUUUAUCAAGCAUCUCUAAAGAAUAAAGGCCCUGAAGCUAACUUUGUCUAUGACAAUGAAUUUGACAUCACCCACUUAGAUGUGGCAGACUUCUUUAAGCGCCCUGAUGGAAAAAUAGACCACUUGAUCGGUGAUGGGUCUGUGGUUAAAGAAGAUUGA
Messenger RNA from Nicotiana tabacum (common tobacco), 594 nucleotides. The record is from RefSeq and is a predicted model, not a curated record. NCBI's taxonomy places the organism in Eukaryota, Viridiplantae, Streptophyta, Magnoliopsida, Solanales, Solanaceae.